Molecule: messenger RNA, 5503 nt
Organism: Choloepus didactylus (southern two-toed sloth)
Lineage: Eukaryota; Metazoa; Chordata; Mammalia; Pilosa; Megalonychidae
Gene: ABCC6
Product: ATP binding cassette subfamily C member 6
Exons: 33
Coding region: 617-5203 (1528 amino acids)
Biological process (GO): transmembrane transport
Cellular component (GO): membrane
Molecular function (GO): ABC-type transporter activity; ATP binding; ATP hydrolysis activity
Source: RefSeq, a predicted model, not a curated record
UCCUACUGGGCUGAUAACCAUCUAACUGAACAGAGUUUUACAACCUAGAAAAGACUUCCAUACAAUCUCUACGGUAGCUGGCAACUCUCCCUUGCGACAAAAAGGAGGCCCAAGGUAUAGACACGUCCAUCCCACGGUGAGAAGAGACUGCGGCUCUAACCUCCCUUCUGCCUCAGCCAGGUAUCACCCUCCCCCCUUCUUGGUCACUUAGGUCAUUGCCAUGUUUCCGUGGUAUAAACACCCGCACCCCGAUGGGCUCUUUCAUCAGGAUAAAUUCCUAGAAGUGGAAUUGCUGGUUCCAAAGCGUCCGGGAAGUCUGGGAUGAUACCUGUUGCGGGGGUGCGGAUGGGAAAAGGGGGUACCACUGCACUUUCCGGGGCUCUGAGAUCCCUCCCCCGGGGGCCCGCUGGGGUCUCCUGGGCGCGCCCCUCCGCCUCGCCUCGGCUCACCCCUUCCCGCCCCGCCCCGCCGCGCCGCCGGACCUUGCCCCGGGGCCUCUCGAUCCCGGAGCUCGAAUCCCGGUCGGGUCUGCCGGGCCCGCCCCUUCCCGGGCCAGAACCAAGGUGGAGGAGGCGGCCCAGCGACCGACAGACCGACGGGCGGACAGACAGUCCCGAUGGCCGCAUCUGGCGAGCCCUGCGCGGGCACUGGGGUCUGGAAUCAGACAGAGCCGGAGCCCGCCACUGCCCGCCUGCUGAGCCUGUGCUUCCUGAGAACAGUGGGAGUCUGGGGCCCCCCCAUGUACCUCUGGGUCCUCGGCCCCAUCCAUCUCUUCUACAUCCACUGCCGCAGCAGGGGCUACAUCCAGAUGUCCCCCCUUUUUAAGGCCAAAAUGGUGCUUGGGUUCUCCCUGAUGGUCCUGUGUACCUCCAGCGUGUCUGUCGCUCUUUGGAAAAUCCAGCGGGGAACACCCGAGGCCCCAGAGCACCUCAUCCACCCCACUGUGUGGCUCACCACUAUGAGCUUUGCCGUGUUCCUGAUCCACAUGGAGAGGAAGAAGGGAGUCCAGGCCUCCGGGCUGUUGUUUGGGUACUGGCUGCUCUGCUGCCUCUUGCCAGCCACCGGUGCUGCCCAGCAGGCCUCCCGUGGGGACUUCCAGAGGGAUGCUUUCCGCCACCUGUCCACCUACCUGUGUUUGUCUCUGGUUGUGGCACAGCUGGUGCUGUCCUGCCUGGCGGAUCGACCCCCCUUCUUCCUGAAAGACACCCAGAAGUCUACUGAUCUGGAGGGGCUACAGGAAGCCACUGGGACCAAAAGACCUCUGGUCGCUUGGGAAAGAAAACUCCUCAGAAGAACUUGUGUCCAGGCUCGAGAGGGAAUGGACAAGGAACCACAGUGCUGCUCAGCGCCCUGCUUCUAUCUGUGUAUUGCCCCCACCAGAAUGGCCAUCCCAGCUCAGCAGCUCCAACGGAGAGAGAGGGUCUGUCUCCCAGCAUCUAUACAGAAAACCUCAAGGCACCCCAAGGCAACAGCAUCUCAGGGGAAAGGAGGUGGCACAGGGAUUCCAGAGACCGAGGCCUUCCUGCCACGGGAAGGGAGCCCGCGGGGCCCGCUGCUGAGAGCCGUCUGGCAGGUGUUUCGCCUCCCCUUCCUCCUGGGGACCCUCAGCCUUGUCAUCGGUGACGUCUUCAGAUUCAUUGUUCCCAAGCUCCUCAGCCUUUUUCUGGAGUUUAUUGGAGAUGCCAAGGCCCCGGCCUGGAAGGGCUACUUCCUCGCGACGCUGAUGUUCCUCUCCGCCUGCCUGCAAACACUGUUCGAGCAGCAGCACAUGUACAGGCUCAGGGUGCUGCAGAUGAGGCUGCGGACAGCCAUCAUCGGCUUGGUGUACAGAAAGGUCCUGGCUCUGUCCAGUGGCUCCAGGAAGGCCAGCGCCGUGGGGGACGUGGUCAACCUGGUGUCGGUGGACGUGCAGCGGCUGGUCGAGAGUGUCCUCUUCCUCAAUGGGCUGUGGCUGCCGCUGGUCUGGAUCAUCAUCUGCUUCGUCUUCCUCUGGCAGCUUCUAGGACCCUCUGCCCUCACCGCCAUUGCUGUUUUCCUGAGCCUGCUCCCUCUGAAUUUCUUCAUCACCAAGAAGAGGAACCACCAUCAGGAAGAGCAAAUGAGGCAGAAGGACUCCCGGGCCCGGCUCACCAGCUCCAUCCUCAAGAACGCCAAGAUCAUCAAGUUCCACGGCUGGGAGGAGGCCUUUCUGGAGAAAGUCCUGCGGAUCCGGAGCCGGGAGCUGGGCUCCCUGAAGACCUCUGGCCUCCUCUUCUCCGUGUCUCUGGUGUCCUUCCAAGUGUCCACGUUUCUGGUCGCACUGGUUGUGUUUGCUGUCCAUACUCUGGUGGCAGAGGAGAAUGCCAUGGAUGCAGAGAAAGCCUUUGUGACCCUCACGGUUCUCAACAUCCUCAACAAAGCCCAGGCUUUCCUGCCAUUUUCCAUCCACUCUGUCGUCCAGGCCCGGGUGUCCUUUGACCGCCUGGCCACCUUCCUCUGCCUGGAAGAAGUUGAUCCUGGUGCCGUGGACCCCACUCCCUCCAGAUGCUACUGGACUGGACACCCGUGCCCUGGAGACCCUGAAGGGGAGGACUGCAUCACCGUCCGCGAUGGCACCUUCGCCUGGGCCCAGAAAAGCCCUCCCUGCCUCCAGAGGAUAAACCUCGCCGUGCCCCAGGGCUGUCUGCUGGCUGUCAUCGGUCCGGUGGGGGCUGGGAAGUCCUCCCUGCUCUCCGCCCUCCUCGGGGAGCUGGCGAAGGUGGAGGGGAGCGUGAGCCUCAGGGGUCCGGUGGCUUACGUGCCACAGGAGGCCUGGGUCCAGAAUGCCUCUGUGCUGGAGAACGUGUGCUUCAGGCGGGAGCUGGACCGGCCAUGGCUGGAGAGAGUUCUGGAGGCCUGUGCCCUGGGGCCGGACGUGGGCAGCCUCCCCGCAGGAGUCCACACUCGAAUCGGGGAACAGGGCAUGACCCUCUCUGGGGGCCAGAAGCAGCGGCUGAGCCUGGCCCGGGCCGUCUACAGGAAGGCCACUGUGUACCUGCUGGAUGACCCCCUGGCGGCCCUGGACGCCCACGUCGGCCGGCAUGUCUUCAACCAGGUCAUCGGGCCUGGUGGGCUGCUCCAGGGAACGACACGGAUUCUCGUGACCAACGCUCUCCAUGUCCUGCCCCAGGCCGAUCGGAUUGUGGUGCUGGUAGACGGGGCCAUCGCAGAGAUGGGUUCCUACCAGGAGCUUCUGCACAGGAAAGGGGCCCUGGUGGAGCUCCUGGGCCAGGCUAGACAGCCAGAAGAAGGAGGAGAAGGAGAAGCAGAGCCAGCGACCAGCGCCGAGGACCCCAGAGGCUGCGCUGGAGGCGGGAGGACCGAGUUUGGGCCAGAGGGGUCCGUCAAGUUAGUCCCUGAGAGGGACAGCAACACCUCAGAGGCCCAGACAGGGGCCACCCUAGAUGACCCUGAGGGGACAGGACAGCCGACAGGAGGGGACAGCGUGCGGUAUGGCAGGGUGAAGGCCGCCAUGUACCUGACCUACCUGCGGGCCGUGGGUGCUCCGCUCUGCCUCUACACCCUCUUCCUCUUCCUCGGCCAGCAAGUGGCUUCCUUCUGCCGUGGCUACUGGCUGAGCCUGUGGGCAGACGACCCCAUUGUGGGCGGGCAGCAGGCACACACGGCCCUGCGCGGCUGGGUCUUCGGGCUCCUCGGCUGUCUGCAAGCCAUUGGACUGUUUGCCUCCAUGGCCGUGGUGCUCCUAGCAGGGGCCCGGGCUUCCAGCCUGCUCUUCCGGAGGCUCCUGUGGGAUGUGGCACGGUCACCCAUGGGCUUCUUCGAGCAGACACCAGUUGGGAACCUGCUGAACCGCUUCUCCAAGGAGACAGACAUGGUGGACGUAGACAUCCCAGACAAGCUCCGGUUCUUGCUGACAUACACAUUUGGACUCCUGGAGGCCAUCCUGGUGGUGGCAAUGGCCACCCCACUGGCCAUCAUCAUCAUCCUGCCACUGCUGCUCCUCUAUGCUGGGUUCCAGAGUCUGUACGUAGCCAGCUCAUGUCAGCUGAGACGCCUGGAGUCAGCCAGCCACUCGCCCGUGUGCUCCCACAUGGCCGAGACAUUCCAGGGCAGUGCAGUGGUCCGGGCGUUCCAGGCCCAGAAACAAUUCGUGGCUCAGAACAAUGCACACGUGGAUGAAAGCCAGAGGGUCAGUUUCCCACAGCUGGUGGCUGACAGGUGGCUCGCAGCCAACCUGGAGCUCCUGGGAAACACCCUGGUGUUUGCGGCUGCCGCAUGUGCUGUGCUGAGCAGGGCCCACCUCAGCGCCGGCCUCGUGGGCUUCUCUGUCUCCGCCGCCCUCCAGGUGACCCAGACGCUGCAGUGGGCUGUUCGUAGCUGGACAGACCUGGAGAGCAGCGUCGUGGCGGUGGAGAGGAUGAAGGACUAUUCCCGGACACCCAAGGAGGCCCCCUGGAGGCUGCCCACCUGUGCGGCACGGCCCCCCUGGCCUCGGCAGGGGCAGAUCGAGUUCCGGGGCUUUGGGCUACGGUACCGGCCCGAGCUCCCGCUGGCCGUGCGCGGCGUGUCCUUCAAGAUCCAGCCCGGAGAGAAGGUGGGCAUUGUAGGCAGGACGGGGGCUGGGAAGUCCUCCCUGGCCAGGGGCCUGCUGCGGCUCCUGGAGGCGGCCGAGGGCGGGAUCUGGAUCGACGGGGUCCGCAUCGCCGACGUGGGGCUGCACACGCUGCGGUCCAGGGUCACCAUCAUCCCGCAGGACCCCAUCCUGUUCCCCGGCUCCCUGCGCAUGAACCUCGACCUGCUCCAGGAACACUCGGACGAGGCCAUCUGGGCAGCCCUGGGGACGGUGCACCUCCGGGCCUUGGUGACCAGCCUGCCCGGCCAGCUGCAGUACGAGUGUGCUGAGCAAGGGGACGACUUGAGUGUGGGUCAGAAGCAGCUCCUCUGUCUGGCACGUGCCCUGCUCCGGAAAACCCAGAUCCUCAUCCUGGACGAGGCCACGGCCGCCGUGGACCCCGCCACGGAGCACCAGAUGCAGGCGGCGCUGGGGAGCUGGCUGGCGGGGUGCACCGUGCUGCUCAUCGCCCACCGCCUGCGCUCGGUGGUGGACUGCGCCAGGGUGCUGGUCAUGGACGACGGGCAGGUGGUGGAGAGCGGCAGCCCGGCUCAGCUGCUGGCCCGGAAAGGCCUGUUCUACAGGCUGGCGCAGGAGUCAGGCCUGGUCUGAGCUGGGCCCCCCCCACCAUCGCGCCGGCCCAGAGGGAUCGCCCUGGGCUCACGGGCAGCCCCAGUCCAUGCAGAGUCUGGAUCCCUCUCUGCUCUCCUGAGAACAUGGGCAGAUUAUCACAGAGCAUCAGGCCUGGAGGCUCCUCAACCCGGGCUAAUCCCAUCCUGUUGAUCCCAGAGCUGGAAUCUGCAGCGGCUGUCCCGGCCCUGGCUGCCCACGGCGCUCGCCUGGGAGUGCAAAGAAAACAGCUGUACCAGGCGCCACCCCAGAUGGAUUAAACCAGACUCUCUAGUUUUCAAA